GGUCCGUGUUUGCAGGCUGAGCUCAGGGAGGAGCUGCUCACCAGCUCCACACAAGACGAAAGAACCUGAGAGUUUUCAUGCAGCCGCUCAACAAGUGGCAGCCGACCAUCGGAUCAAACUGCUGAUUAUGGAAAUUCCUGCAAUAAAUCUGAAGGCCAUCGUGCUGGUGCACUGGCUGCUGACAGUGUGGGGCUGCGUCAUGCCGUGGCUGCCCAGCUCCUUCCCCUGGAGUAACUUCAGUGUUCUGGCCGUCGGCCUCUGGGCCGUCGCCCAGAGAGACUCCAUCGACGCCGUGCUCUUGUUCCUGAUCGGGAUGAUCGCGACGAUACUGAACGACAUCAUCCACUUUGGGAUUUACUACUCGGUGGGCGAGCUGGCGCCGGCCUCGGGCCGGGACGUGUUCCGCUUCAGCGCGGGGAUGGCCAUCCUCAACCUGCUGCUCAAACCCGUGUCCUGCUUCUUCGUCUACCAGAUGUACCGCGAGCGCGGAGGAGAUUACAACGUCAACUUCGGUUUCCCCUCAGUAUCCAGGACCAGAGACGCGUACCAGUCCAUCGACCAGCAGGACGAGGCGGCCGCCCCCCCAGCGAACCCCUUCAACCAGGCGCAGGACAACAAGGCAGGUGUCCGCACGUACUGAGAGAAGAGCUCGCCGGUUCUCCUCCGACUCCUUCUGGUUCCCGAUCAGACUGAAGCUCUGAAAACAUUUCCAAUAACUUUUAAUAUGGAAAUCCAUGAAUUCUGUUGGUGUUUUUUUUUUUAUUAAACCCUCUUUUUUUUUUUUCUACAAAGGAAGAAAUGUUUGUUUCCGCCGAGCUCGUUCGUUCAGCAUCACUCAGAGGAAACGUUGUGUCCCAGUUGUGACUCAGACGUGUUCACAGACACAAAGAGUCUGGGGAUGUUUCUGUUCCUUCUCCCUGAUUAUGGUUCUUCCAGUUAUCCAACACUCGAAGCUCUGGAAGGAAGAAGCUUGUUGAUGUUGAUCCACAUGACGACUGCACCGUAUCCACCAGAAAUAACUUCUGAGAAAGAUGAAGAUUGUUUUUAAUAUCUAAUCUUCUGUGUGUAAAAAACCGAACAUUCUCAAAUGUGUAAUUGUACAAUAACAAGUGAGGAGCCUGUAGACAUUGAUGUAAAUCCUCUUUCAAUAAAUGAUGGGCCACAUACUCAUGAUGUGUUAGAAGCAGCUAGGAUUUAAAUCUUCACUGUCUCUCAGUUGAAGAUGUUGGAGCGCGAGUCAAUCCAGUGAUUUCACCAUUUGAAUUUUUUUUUAACUUCAGUUCCUGUUUUGAAAUCACAACUGGUUUUAACGUGACGGUUCAGAGAUUUGUUAACUUUAUAUUAUGGACAUAUAUACUGUAUAUAUAUAUAUAUUAUGUGAAAUGACUCCAUGUGUCAUAGUGUAACGAUGAUCUUCAGUUCAGUGUGUGAAGUGAGAUGCAGCAGAAUGAUUCUUUGUGUCUCGUGUUUCAUUUGGAUGUUGGUGAAAACUUGUUCGUCUGCUGCAACGAGAGACUGAAGGUUUCAGACGAUGACACUCGUGAGAGAAUAUAGAUUUGAAAAGGUCAGAGACAGUUUCCACUGGUUCACAGUGAUCUGGUUACAACCGGUUCACUGCGAUCGGGUUUCCACCGGUUCACUGCGAGCGGGUUUCAACCGGUUCACUGCGAGCGGGUUUCCACCAGUUCACUGCGAGCGGGUUUCCACCGGUUCACUGCGAGCGGGUUUCCACAGAUUCACUGCGAGCGGGUUUCCACCAGUUCACUGCGAUCCGGUUUCCACCAGUUCACUGCGAGCGGGUUUCCACCGGUUCACUGCGAUCCGGUUUCCACCGGUUCACUGCGAUCCGGUUUCCACCGGUUCACUGCGAGCGGGUUUCCACCGGUUCACUGCGAUCCGGUUUCCACCGGUUCACUGCGAGCGGGUUUCCACCAGUUCACUGCGAGCGGGUUUCCACCGGUUCACUGCGAGCGGGUUUCCACCAGUUCACUGCGAGAGGGUUUCCACCGGUUCACUGCGAUCCGGUUUCCACCGGUUCACUGCGAGCGGGUUUCCACCGGUUCACUGCGAUCCGGUUUCCACCGGUUCACUGCGAGCGGGUUUCCACCGGUUCACUGCGAUCCGGUUUCCACCGGUUCACUGCGAGCGGGUUUCCACCAGUUCACUGCGAGCGGGUUUCCACCAGUUCACUGCGAGCGGGUUUCCACCAGUUCACUGCGAGCGGGUUUCCACCAGUUCACUGCGAGCGGGUUUCCACCAGUUCACUGCGAUCGGGUUUCCUGAAACACAAGUGUUUGUCAGGAUUUUUCAUCUCAAGGUCGAUGAGUUCAAAUGUUGUGAGGGAUUUAGUUUUUCCUUAGAAAUAAAGAAGAAGAUUAUGAA
Molecule: messenger RNA, 2382 nt
Organism: Scophthalmus maximus (turbot)
Lineage: Eukaryota; Metazoa; Chordata; Actinopteri; Pleuronectiformes; Scophthalmidae
Product: angiotensin II receptor-associated protein
Exons: 5
Coding region: 128-640 (170 amino acids)
Biological process (GO): angiotensin-activated signaling pathway; regulation of blood pressure
Cellular component (GO): plasma membrane
Source: RefSeq, a predicted model, not a curated record